AUCCCGAAAAUCCAAAUCCCUUGGCUGUGGAAGUCUCUCUCAGUGAGAUCAAAGCUAAAAUCGUAACCAGGAGAUUUUAUAUUUGUUUAUUUUGAAAUUAGAAGGGCAUGCAAAAUGUUUUAAAGAUUUAUUUAUAAUUAGUUAAGUAUUAUUUAAAUUCCAUGGAGCCAUCAAUGAAAUAUUUAUGGCCUGUUUUAAAGCAGACUAAAUCUGCAUUUAAGGGUUGUAAAAAAUUUAAUUUUGCUCCUGCAAUUUCUUCAUUAAAGUAUUCUACUGCGAGUGCACAUGCAGAAGAAUUAGUGACUCAAGAAAAGAUUCAUGUCUCUAAGCCCUCUAUUACCAAAUGGAAAAGACCUCCAUUUCUGAAAAAUUUUUUCCUGGGUAAAUUUGAUACUGAACUUCUGGCUUUUCCUGAAAUUCUUGAUAAAGAACAAGUUACAGAAUUAGAAAAAUCUGUACAGAAUCUCAGUGAUAUAAUGAAAUCAAAAGUAAAUUCAGUUGAAAUAGACGAAUCUUGUUCACUUUCUGAAUCUUUGCUGCAAGAACUUAAAGAUUUGGGCCUGUUUGGAAGAAUGAUUCCAUCAAAAUACGGGGGUCUUGAUCUCUCUUAUACAGCAUGUACUCGUUUAAAUGAAGCCCUUGGACUAGACUGGUCACUUUUCAGUACAAUAGCAGCUCAUGAAUUUUUAGCAACUGAAGCAAUAUUGAAAUUUGGGUCUGAAGCACAAAAGAGUCGUUAUUUUCCUAAGUUAGCAUCUGGAGAACUAAUAGCAGCAUUCUGUUGUUCAGAAAGUAAUAGUGGCUGUGAUCUGUCUUCAAUUUCAACAACUGUAGAAAAAGUAUCAGAGGAUAGCUAUUUAAUUAAUGGAACUAAGACCUGGGUAACCAAUGCUGGUAGAGCAGGUGUGUUUAUUGUUUUCGCAAAAUCAGAAAAUCCAGUGGAUCCCGAUUUAAACACGAUAUCUGCAUUCAUUGUGGAUGGGAACUCUGAUGGCAUCAAAGUAUCGAGACAACAUAAAACAUGCCUGAAGGGACUUGACACUGGAAUAGUUCAAUUCCAAGGCGUAGUAGUUCCAGCCUCAAACUUAAUUGGGAGCGAUGGAGAUGGAUUUUCAGUCUAUUUAAAAUCCCUUGAGUCCUUCAGGAUAGCACAAAACACAUUUACAUUUGGAACUCUAAAAGCUCUCUUAGAUGCUAUUACUGAACGAGUUAUUCACACAGAAAGAUUAGGCGAAUCUAUGGCUGAUAAACAAUUAAUUAGGCGAAGGCUGUCCAAAAUAAGUUCAAUUUUAUAUGCAAUGGAGAGUGUAUCGUACUUUACAGCUGCACUCUUAGACUCCACGGAAAAUCCAGAUGUAGAACUCGAAAGUGCUGCCUUAAAAUUAUUUAAUUCUAAAGGAACACUCUAUUGUGUCAGAGAAAUGAUGGAAUUGAUUGGCACCUCUUGUCUUACAGGAGAUAUGCAGCUGGAAAGAUUUUUUAGAGACGCUCUAGGAUUAGCCCAUUUUGAUAUGCCAAAUGACAUUACCAAACUGUUCUUGAGUAUGAAUGGAUUCAAAGUUGCUGGGGCAACCCUGGGACAGGAAGUUAUGGAAUCACGUAAUACGUUCUUUUUUCCAAAGAGAGCCGUGAGUGGUUUCAUUAGACGCUGGAAGGUUUCAAAGGGAUUGUACAAAUAUUCUCAAGACAUUGCUGGACAUAUUCAUCCAUCAUUAGUGACAUGUGGAAAUCGAUUUGAAGAAAAGCUUCAAGAAUUUCAACUUUGUGUCGAAAGCAUUCUUAUUCAUCAUGGACAAAAAGUUAUAUUGACCCAACUGGAUCCAUGGAGGUUAGCUGAUGCUGCAGCUGAUCUCUACGCCUUUGCAGCUGUUCUGUCUAGAUGUUCUCGGUCCUAUUGCUUAGGAAUGAAGAACUCCCAUCAAGAACUUUUACUGGCAGGUGCCUUUUGUCAUGAUAUAAUAGAUAAGCUAACAGAAAAUAUGGGCGCUAUUGUUUUAGGUGUAAACGAAAACAAUGAAGCAAAUCAUUUAAAUAUUGGAUCAGAAAUUGUUGAUUGUAAAGGUUAUUUUGCAGAGCAUCCAUUAAAACAUAAUUUUUAGAUUAUAUGUGAUAGUUUUUAAUAAAAUUAAUCAAUUCCUCA
This is a messenger RNA of Parasteatoda tepidariorum (common house spider), 2140 nucleotides long. Its product is annotated as complex I assembly factor ACAD9, mitochondrial. The record is from RefSeq and is a predicted model, not a curated record. Gene Ontology annotation, molecular function: acyl-CoA dehydrogenase activity; flavin adenine dinucleotide binding. Lineage: Eukaryota; Metazoa; Arthropoda; Arachnida; Araneae; Theridiidae.